UUGACUUUUUUUGUUUAAACUUGAGUGUCAUACACAAAGUGUAUCCCACCCACUGACUGGGAUCCCACCACUAGUGUGUUGUCACGAUACCAGAAUUUCUUUCGAUACCAGGUUUAGUAGCACGAUACUCGAUACAUCAUGAUACUCGAUACCAAAACGAUACCACGGCAAAAAAAACGUAUUAGCCAUAGCCAAAAUCACAGAAUGGCACUUGAUCCAAACAGAUAAACUCAGCUUGGACAUUUUGAGUUAAUUAUCAUUACAUUUAAAUUUGAUGUCAACAUUUUUCAGAUUCAGCCAUGUAUGCAUUAAUGAACAAAUUGUACAAUCAUACAAUUAAUUUGACUUUGUAUUUACCAAUCUAACUACAUAACGGUAUUAAUGUCUUUGAAUGGCAAUUCUCUAUUGAUAAACAUGGUAAAUCAAGAUGGCCUAGGCAGCCUAUUCACAAUACAGGUGAAUGCAUAUUCAAUCAGUAAGUGCAUACAUUGAGUUAUUGUGCUUGUUUUCACUGAUUUCAUGUGGCUACAGAUGACAAUCUGGUUCCCAUCCAUUUGGGACUUAUUUUAUUGUACUGAUCAACAUUUGCAAUCUCUUCUUUAUAAAAUCCAGUAAUGAAGUCAUUCAUGACGAGGCAUAUGCCCACACAGGAGUGUUUUGAGGGAGACGUGACAGAUGGUUGGAAAGUAUCUUUGGAUGUGAUGCAGAGAAGAUUAAGUGAAUUAAUAACGCUUUUGGUGACGAUCGGCUUUGAAAUCAGCAUAUUUUGUGUUAUGGUUUGCAUAUCACAAACAAAGUACUAGGGUCGUGAAUUGAUUGAUGUUAGCUUCAGCUGUAAGCUAGCAAGGAAAGUUUGCCUACAAUUAAAACUGGAAGCUACCAGUAUCUUCUUGCAUUGUAAAAGGUUUCUAGCCUGUAUGGACAUUGUUUUGCGAAGAGUUUCAACAUUUCUACAUGCCGUGUUGCAUUAUUCAAGCUUGUUAUCUUCUGUGCAGCAUGAGUGGGGAGCUAGCAAUGAGUAAAUGGAGCAGGCAAGAGGCAUGAAAGGUGCGCUCACGCCAUAAGGGGACAUCGGCUGCGCUGAUACAGACUUCAUCCUCUCAAUCAGUAUACGAUGUGAGACACAUUUGACAGAAGUACAGAAAGUAACAAAUUCUAGUACCAAACCAUUUUUCAUGUUCUAGUAUCGAAGUUUCGGUAUACCGUGCAACACCACUACAGAGUUACAACCAAAGAGGGUGAUCAACCAAUGAGCAUUCUCAUUGGUUGAGCAUUCUGUUCUAAGUGGAUAAUCUGCUCAAUAUGUCAUUCAAUAACAGUCAAUCCCUCCUAUCAAUAUCUAGUGGCAAGUGAAUUGACACUGCACUGUUUGCUUAUUAUGAAAUGAAGGUAAUGCAAUAGUUUUUGGUCCAGACCAGCAGACACCUCUGUUUAUGUUCCUUUCAGGAUGUCCAAAAUUGAGCGUCUGAAUGCCCGUGUGGCGAAGCUGCUGACGGUGGCAGUGCAUGAGGUUCUGGAGGUGGUGAAAGAGACUGUAUCAGAGUACCAGGAGAAAACAGCCAGAACUCAAAGAGAGAAUGAGAGUCUGAGGAGAAGACUGCAGGAAAUGCAGGACAAGAUGAAGAGAGAGAACACAGCUGCUAAACUUGCAACAUUUCUUGCGACUGGUGGCUGUGGAAGAGCGGCCAUCGAGAAACCGUCAGAGCAGGGUUGGAGCCCUAGUCUGAGACAGGACAGCCCAGAGCCCACACAGGUAGACGAGAAACCAGCACUCACCUUCGAACAGACUGUGAGACUAAGGCAGGAGGAGGAGGGGUACAAUGCACUGGAGCUGGAUCAAACAGCAGACUAUGAGACAGAGUGUAACUUUACCCUAACCUUACCCGGGCAUCAUGAGAGGGUGGCACAGCAAUCAGAUGAAGCUGUUUCGGUCCACGUGCCUCAGGGUCUGAAAAAGGACUCACAUUCAGACUUGAAUAGCGCUUCUCAGGGAAACACCCAGCUUGGCAUCAAUCUGACUGUUAUCAAGACGGAACCCGAGCCCACCGAGUGCUCAGCACCUGAACCGCUGACUAUCCCGGAGACCUUUGAUUGUGUCGAUUUAAGCUGCAAUUCCACGCGCUACGACCCAACAACGAGUGCUCACAAGUCUCAUGUGAGCACAGGACCAUAUAAUGAACUCGUAUUCGUCCACUCGAGUCACAACAGCGUCGGGAGGAGGUUUGGGUUCGGGAAAAACAGCAGGGACGGGAGGAAACACCACAGGCAACACUUCAGGAGGGACGAGCCUCACAGCUGCUUCGUGUGCGGCAAGACGUUCAGCCGGGUGGGGAACCUGCGUAUCCACCAGCGCUGUCACACGGGCGAGAAACCCUACUGCUGCCUUCAGUGCGGCCGGUGUUUCAGUCAGGCCGGGGACCUCAAAAAGCACAAGAGGGUCCACACAGGGGAGAAGCCGUACUAUUGCGGCCAGUGCGGCAAGAGCUUCAGCCGCGGGGAAAACCUAAAGAGGCAUCAGAAGAUCCACAUCGGAGAGACCUUACACCUGCAGCAGGCGUGGAGAGAUCAACAGUCGAACUAGGCGUUCAAAGCAAUCUUUUGAGAAAAUACUAUAUGAAUGCACAUGCAGUGCUUGGUACUGAAAUUAACAUCAGAUCUGCAGUGCUAAAAAAGAAAAGUGAUUGGGUCAUACUCGUGGGUGGAUUGGCUGGUUUAUUCAGGUUAUCGAUUUUGUCAAUGGGUAACAUUUAUUUAGACCAUUAGUGGAUGGCAUACGUUUGAUCCACUGGAGUGUUCAUUAUUCAAUAGGCAAACCUCUUAUCACUCACUGGCUUUUGGAUAAGAGUGCCGUGUGAGCAACAAAAUAACGUUUUGUACACUGAAACAUUAUUUUUCUCCCUUGUACACAUACAGGAAAAGGCUUGGAUGUUGUGUGACAAAUAUUUUGCAUUACAACAUUGUGUUCAUGGUGAUUAAAGAGAGAAGUGAGUAAACUGA
This is a messenger RNA of Coregonus clupeaformis (lake whitefish), 2997 nucleotides long. Its product is annotated as zinc finger protein with KRAB and SCAN domains 1. Gene Ontology annotation, biological process: regulation of transcription by RNA polymerase II. The coding region runs from base 1448 to 2581 and encodes 377 amino acids. The transcript has 2 exons. The record is from RefSeq and is a predicted model, not a curated record. Gene Ontology annotation, molecular function: RNA polymerase II cis-regulatory region sequence-specific DNA binding; DNA-binding transcription factor activity, RNA polymerase II-specific. NCBI's taxonomy places the organism in Eukaryota, Metazoa, Chordata, Actinopteri, Salmoniformes, Salmonidae.